Messenger RNA from Girardinichthys multiradiatus, 2008 nucleotides. RefSeq names its product IMP U3 small nucleolar ribonucleoprotein 3 (gene imp3). Lineage: Eukaryota; Metazoa; Chordata; Actinopteri; Cyprinodontiformes; Goodeidae. Gene Ontology annotation, biological process: rRNA processing. Gene Ontology annotation, molecular function: rRNA binding; structural constituent of ribosome; snoRNA binding. Gene Ontology annotation, cellular component: small ribosomal subunit; Mpp10 complex; small-subunit processome. Bases 108 to 659 code for a protein of 183 amino acids. The transcript has 7 exons. The record is from RefSeq and is a predicted model, not a curated record.
UGGCGCUGUUGGUCACCCGUCUGCAAAUUUCCCCGAGAAGCCAGAAGAAGGAGAGCACGUGUUUCUGGUUUUCCUCGGAGCAAAGUUAGUUAGCGAACAGAGGGAAAAUGGUUCGUAAAUUAAAAUAUCACGAGCAGAAGCUGUUGAAGAAGGUGGACUUCAUUAACUGGGAGGUGGACAACAACCUGCACGAGGUGAAGGUGUUACGGAAGUAUCACAUCGAGAAGCGCGAGGACUAUACAAAGUACAACAAGCUGAGUCGUAACGUCAGGGAGCUGGCCCAGAAGAUCAGAGACCUGGAUGAGAAGGAUGGCUUCAGAGCUCAGAGCACACAUCAACUAUUAGAAAAACUGUACAGCAUCGGCCUGAUCCCCACCAGACAGAAUCUGUCCCUGACAGAGAAAGUCACAGCAUCGUCAUUCUGCAGGAGGCGUCUGCCCUGCAUUAUGCUAAAGCUUCGCAUGGCUCAGAACCUGAAGACUGCCACUACUUUCAUUGAACAAGGACAUGUUCGUGUUGGACCAGACAUUGUUACAGAUCCAGCAUGUCUGGUCACAAGAAAUAUGGAAGAUUUUGUCACUUGGGUGGACUCCUCAAAGAUCAAGCAGCACGUCCUGAAUUAUAAUGACGAGAGGGACGACUUUGAUCUGAUAGCAUGAGUGUGGAUCAAAUGGACGAGAACUCUGCUGCAGAGGCAACAGUAGAGGAGGAAUGCUUGACACUCCAACCAGACAAACCUACAUCCUAAAGGAAAAGGGGGAGAGGACUAGUGGGAAAAUGUUGGUCAUGUUUACUGUAGAUUCCUCUGGAAAUGAAGGAUGGUGCAGCCACAGGAAGCAUGGAGCUGUGUUUAAAUGUUUAACCCCUGAGUCCUGGCUUUAAGUGUAAUAGUUUCAUUCUGAAACUUUUACGGAAAUAUAAAGUCAGUACAUUUUAUUGAGUUGUUAUGGGAGUAAAAUGAACCAAUAAUAGUAGACAUUUGGCUGAGGGAUGCUUCUCCAGUAUGGUUCCAGUUAUCCUGCUGCAUGUUUCACCGUCUGGUCAGAUUGUGCUCCAGGAAAUGAGGCCCGUUCUCUUUUAAUGUUUGAUGUGAACCAUGAGCUGAAGGUUACUGGUUCGUGUUCUGGUGGGCAGCCCAACAAAGAACAAAUAAGCACAUCCCAAAAAGACAAAACACCUGUUAAUGAUGUAACAGAAUUUUAUCAAAGCAAUAUAAAGAUGUUGGAACAAUAAAGUCGUUCUUUUUAAGUUUGCUGUUAUGGUGACAAAGUACUGAAGUUUGAAUCUGAACAAAAUAAAGUUGAAAGAAAAGAAAAAGUGAAUUGGCUUUAAUGCUCCAGUUUUAUAAAAGCAGAAUGAAAAGGUGGACAUCUGGAUUGAUGAUGUUUACCAGAACUGUUGGAGAUCUGGCUUCUGGCAGGGUGUACUUACUUUGAUGUUUAACUGUAACAGAGUUCACACAGAGAACUCUGCAUCAAGCUCCUUUUGCAUAGUUUAAUACAGAGAAGCAUCCAUUUUUGAAAUUCAAGCUUUCUCUCUAGCGUGCACUGCUGAGCUGUUUGGGACCAGAGGAGUAGAAUGAGUUUACAGGUUCAGGAGAUCCGUCACCAGUUCUGUUUCUUGUCAAUUGAUUAAAAACAAGAUCCUUCAUUUGAUUAUGCAUAUCUUGCUUUAUUGCUUAUGUAGUGGUUGAUUUAAUAGAAUAUUAUAAAUUAUAUAAAUAUUAUAUAAAAGUAUAUAAGCUCUAAGAGACUGGGUCAUUUUGAGCCAACAGAACAUUCAGAGAUGAACCCGAUGAAGACCAACCAUGUCCUUCAGCAGAUUGCCAGCACCCAGACAGGAAUGUGAUGUUUCAGAAUAAAGUACUAUAAAAAUGUGUAUGUUUGAAAGUAUUGUCAUCAUAAUGUACAACAGUGACCAUGUUCCAUUUUCUGAAUGCUGCUGUCCAGGUUGAUUCAAUGUGGUUUUCUGAUUAUUUCAUUCAAUCUCACCAAUUUGUGUCUGUUAA